UCCGCAUGGGGGUGUGUGUGGAGGAAGUAGACACCGGGUCGCCUGGCCAAGUCCUCUUCGGACCCAUCCUUAGGAGCUCCGGGUCCCCCUCGGUCCCCCUCGGCUCCCAGGGCCUCCAGGACGCGGGGCGGCGGUGCCGGGGACGCGGGGUCCUCACCGCGACCGCGCCGGCUCACUUAUGAAUUCAGUCGGUUUUUUCUGGGGAGAGGGGGCCGCUGAAUGAAGGGGAAGAGGCGGGGCUCGGGCAGGAGGCGGCCCGGGCGGACUGACGCCGGCGCCUGCGAGCCAAUGGCCCGCGGGGGGUGUUCCCCCCCAUUCAGGACUCCUCGCCUGGUUCGGAAGGUUUUGUAGUGCAUCCCUGAGCAUGAACACAGAAUGAAGCGGCGUUUGGAUGACCAGGAGUCACCGGUGUAUGCGACCCAGCAGCGCCGGAUCCCUGGUAGCACGGAAGCUUUUCCUCACCAGCACCGGGUGCUCGCCCCUGCCCCUCCCGUGUAUGAAGCUGUGUCUGAGACCAUGCAGUCGGCCACGGGGAUCCAGUACUCUGUGACACCCAGCUAUCAGGUUUCGGCUGUGCCCCAGAGCUCUGGCAGCCAUGGGCCGACCAUAGCAACGGUGCACAGCAGCCAUCACCACUCAACGGCGGUGCCGCCCCACGGAGGCCAGGUGGUCCAGAGUCAUGCGCAUCCAGCCCCACCGGUUGCACCUGUGCAGGGACAGCAGCAGUUUCAGAGGCUUAAGGUGGAGGAUGCGCUGUCUUAUCUUGACCAAGUGAAGCUACAAUUUGGUAGUCAACCUCAAGUCUACAAUGAUUUCCUUGACAUCAUGAAAGAAUUUAAAUCUCAGAGCAUUGACACUCCAGGAGUGAUUAGUCGUGUGUCGCAGCUGUUCAAAGGCCACCCUGACCUGAUUAUGGGCUUCAAUACCUUCUUGCCUCCUGGCUAUAAGAUUGAGGUGCAAACUAAUGACAUGGUGAACGUGACAACUCCUGGCCAGGUUCAUCAGAUCCCUACGCAUGGGAUACAGCCACAGCCUCAGCCACCACCCCAGCAUCCUUCCCAGCCGUCAGCCCAGUCAGCACCAGCUCCUGCCCAGCCAGCUCCUCAGCCCCCACCUGCCAAAGUCAGUAAGCCGUCCCAGCUACAAGCACAUACUCCAGCCAGUCAGCAGACUCCUCCACUCCCACCAUAUGCAUCCCCUCGCUCUCCACCUGUCCAGCCUCAUACACCAGUGACAAUCUCAUUGGGAACAGGCCCAUCUUUGCAGAACAAUCAGCCUGUGGAGUUUAAUCAUGCCAUCAACUAUGUUAAUAAGAUUAAGAAUAGGUUCCAGGGCCAACCGGAUAUCUACAAGGCAUUUCUGGAGAUUUUGCACACAUAUCAGAAAGAACAGCGGAAUGCCAAGGAGGCUGGCGGAAACUACACUCCAGCAUUGACUGAGCAGGAGGUGUAUGCCCAGGUUGCUCGUCUCUUUAAGAACCAGGAAGAUCUAUUGUCAGAGUUUGGGCAGUUUUUACCAGAUGCCAACAGUUCUGUGCUUUUAAGCAAAACAACCGCUGAGAAGGUUGAUUCUGUGAGAAAUGACCACGGAGGUACUGUGAAGAAGCCCCAGUUAAACAAUAAGCCACAGAGGCCCAGUCAGAAUGGCUGCCAGAUCCGCAGACACUCUGGAACAGGAACCACUCCUCCAGUGAAGAAGAAACCCAAAUUGCUCAGCCUAAAGGAUUCUUCAAUGGCAGAAGCCAGCAAGCAUGGUGUAGGAACUGAAUCAUUAUUUUUUGAUAAGGUCCGGAAAGCUCUGCGUAGUGCAGAAGCCUAUGAAAAUUUCCUGCGCUGUCUUGUUAUCUUUAACCAGGAAGUGAUUUCUCGGGCUGAGCUUGUACAACUAGUCUCUCCUUUCCUAGGGAAAUUCCCUGAAUUGUUUAAUUGGUUUAAAAACUUUCUGGGCUAUAAGGAAUCUGUACAUCUGGAAACUUUUCCAAAGGAACGAGCCACAGAGGGCAUUGCCAUGGAGAUAGAUUAUGCUUCUUGUAAACGGUUGGGCUCCAGCUAUCGAGCCCUACCAAAGAGUUACCAGCAGCCCAAGUGUACAGGGCGGACUCCUCUCUGUAAAGAGGUCUUAAAUGACACCUGGGUUUCUUUUCCAUCGUGGUCUGAGGAUUCCACAUUUGUUAGUUCCAAGAAGACUCAGUAUGAAGAACAUAUCUAUCGUUGUGAAGAUGAGCGCUUUGAGCUUGAUGUAGUUUUAGAGACCAAUCUGGCAACAAUUCGGGUUCUGGAAGCAAUACAGAAGAAGCUUUCUCGCUUGUCAGCUGAGGAGCAAGCCAAAUUUCGCUUGGACAACACUCUUGGGGGCACGUCAGAAGUCAUCCAUCGAAAAGCUCUCCAGAGGAUAUAUGCCGACAAAGCUGCGGAUAUCAUCGAUGGGCUGAGGAAGAACCCCUCUAUUGCUGUCCCAAUUGUCCUUAAAAGGUUGAAGAUGAAAGAGGAAGAAUGGCGAGAGGCUCAGAGAGGCUUUAACAAGGUGUGGAGAGAGCAAAAUGAAAAGUACUACUUAAAGUCUUUAGACCACCAGGGAAUAAAUUUUAAGCAGAAUGAUACCAAGGUCCUGAGAUCUAAGAGCUUACUCAACGAGAUUGAGAGUAUCUAUGAUGAGAGACAGGAACAGGCUACAGAAGAGAAUGCUGGUGUACCUGUUGGCCCACACCUCUCUCUCGCAUAUGAAGAUAAACAGAUUCUAGAAGAUGCAGCUGCUCUAAUUAUCCACCACGUGAAGAGACAGACAGGCAUUCAGAAAGAGGACAAGUAUAAAAUCAAGCAAAUCAUGCAUCAUUUUAUCCCAGAUUUGCUCUUUGCUCAAAGAGGAGAUCUCUCAGAUGUAGAGGAAGAGGAAGAAGAAGAGAUGGAUGUAGAUGAAGCCACAGGGGCAGCUAAGAAGCACAACGGUGUUGGGGGCAGCCCCCCGAAGUCCAAGCUACUGUUUAGUAACACCGCAGCUCAGAAGUUAAGAGGGAUGGAUGAAGUAUACAAUCUCUUCUAUGUCAAUAACAACUGGUAUAUCUUUAUGCGGCUGCACCAGAUUCUCUGCUUGAGGCUGUUACGGAUUUGCUCACAAGCUGAACGUCAAAUUGAAGAAGAAAACCGUGAGAGGGAGUGGGAGCGGGAAGUUCUAGGCAUAAAACGAGACAAGAGUGACAGCCCUGCCAUCCAGCUGCGUCUUAAAGAACCGAUGGAUGUUGAUGUAGAAGAUUAUUACCCAGCUUUCCUGGACAUGGUGCGGAGCCUGUUGGAUGGCAACAUAGACUCAUCACAGUACGAAGAUUCAUUGAGAGAGAUGUUCACCAUUCAUGCCUACAUUGCCUUCACCAUGGACAAACUCAUCCAGAGCAUUGUCAGACAGCUGCAGCACAUCGUGAGUGAUGAGAUCUGUGUGCAGGUGACUGACCUUUACCUGGCAGAAAACAAUAAUGGGGCCACUGGAGGCCAGCUGAACACACAGGCAUCAAGGAGUCUCCUAGAGUCAACAUAUCAGCGGAAGGCUGAGCAACUCAUGUCUGAUGAGAAUUGCUUUAAGCUUAUGUUCAUUCAGAGUCAAGGCCAGGUACAGCUGACCAUUGAGCUUCUGGACACAGAAGAGGAAAAUUCAGAUGACCCUGUGGAAGCAGAGCGUUGGUCAGACUAUGUGGAGCGAUACAUGAAUUCUGAUACUACCUCUCCUGAGCUUCGUGAGCAUCUGGCACGGAAACCAGUAUUUCUCCCAAGGAAUCUGCGGCGGAUCCGAAAAUGUCAGCGAGGUCGGGAACAGCAGGAAAAGGAAGGGAAGGAAGGAAACAGCAAGAAAACCAUGGAGAAUGUGGAUAGCCUGGACAAGCUGGAGUGUAGGUUCAAGCUGAAUUCCUAUAAGAUGGUGUAUGUGAUCAAAUCCGAGGACUACAUGUAUCGGAGGACCGCCUUGCUGCGCGCACAUCAGUCUCAUGAACGUGUAAGCAAGCGGCUACAUCAGAGGUUCCAGGCCUGGGUAGAUAAAUGGACCAAGGAGCAUGUGCCCCGUGAAAUGGCAGUGGAGACCAGCAAGUGGCUCAUGGGUGAAGGGUUGGAGGGCCUUGUGCCCUGCACCACCACCUGUGACACAGAGACCCUACACUUUGUGAGCAUUAAUAAGUACCGUGUCAAAUACGGCACAGUGUUCAAAGCCCCUUAACUGCAGAGCCCAAGGAACUAACUGGAGGGGGGAGUAUGUGGGGGCCGUGUGCACUCGCAUGCACUGAAGAAACAAGGAAGAUGCCUUUCAAGCCUCUCUGGGCCUCUUGGGACAUGGCCACCAGAUCUGUGUGUGACUUGUGCAACAUGGCACCAAAGGAAACAUGGAUACCAUACAGAGCCACAGCUGGAACUUUCCCUGAGGGGGCUUUUGAGUAUUAGCUCACUCUGGAGGGGAAGUAAGUUCACGCAAGCACAGAGACAUGGGACUUGCUUGUACACACCAGCAGGGCUAAGACUGGAGUCUUCUGGGCCUGACCUCCAAUGAUGGAAGCAAGAUGUCCACACCUUGACUAGACCAGCAAGCAUUAUGAACGGACUAGGAAAGGAUUUAAACUCAAAAUGGACUAUAACUCUACUCUGAUGCUCACUGCUCCUCUCUUCUCCCAAGUGGGGUUGGGGGUGGGGAAGAACUGGAGUUGACUCCCCCACCCCCCAGCCCAUGGUCAUUCGAGCACAUCUAGAUCCACCUGUUAGAUUUUAUCUGGGACUUGCAGUUUGGCUUUGGGAUUGAUCACCUUGUGGAUUUGAUUCCUGACAAAUCCUUUGCUGAGUACCCUUCCGUACUGUUCUCUGGUUCUCAACUUCAACACGUUCAGAUCACUCGUCCUUUUUAGCUCCCGUGGAACUGUUUUGUAUCUGCUUCUUUACUAGUCUACCCUAGUGCCAUCCACCAGCUUUACUCUGACACACACACACACACACACACACACACAAAUUUUAACUUGUUUUUUUUGUAAAUAAUGUACAUACUGUCAAUUUUUUAUUAAAAGAAAUAUGCUUUGA
Erinaceus europaeus (western European hedgehog) is the source of this 5045-nucleotide messenger RNA. RefSeq names its product SIN3 transcription regulator family member A (gene SIN3A). The record is from RefSeq and is a predicted model, not a curated record. Gene Ontology annotation, molecular function: transcription corepressor activity. Lineage: Eukaryota; Metazoa; Chordata; Mammalia; Eulipotyphla; Erinaceidae. Gene Ontology annotation, cellular component: chromatin. Gene Ontology annotation, biological process: negative regulation of transcription by RNA polymerase II. The transcript has 21 exons. Bases 376 to 4200 code for a protein of 1274 amino acids.